CUUCCGUCCCUUUAAAGCCAGGCAACUUCCUUAAGCGUGUUUCCAUUAGAAGGGGCAGUCUCAUUACAUGUGCUUAAAAAGUUAAGCCAGCGCCUCCAAGGCAAUUGGUUUGCCCUGCCUCUAUCUCCUACCUGCAGCAGCAGCAAUGAAGCCCCGGGCAAUCUUCAUCGCUAUGAAAAGCUUUACAGGCCAAACCAAGGCAGGGCGAGAGGUGAAGGUAUCCAGAGGCAGUCUGCUCAGUCAAGAGGAUGCCCGCGGGACCUCCCAAGAGGGUAUGUUCUGGGCCAAGGUCCUGGAUACGGAGAAGGUGGUCCAGGUGCCUCCCCGGGCAGCCCAAGAACUGACUGGAGCCUACUCCGGACUUCUGGAGGCUGUGACCAAUGGAGACGUGCGCCUCGUGCUUUUCAAGCAGGAGCAUUUGAUGCAGCGACUGAGUGCCCUCCGGGAAGGGGACCCAGUGAGAGUCCAGAUCACUUCCGCCUCCGGGAAGAAAGUUCAAGGCGUUGUCCGAUACCGGGGACCCAUAGACAAGAACAAGCACGACACAAGCAUCAUCUUUGGGAUUGAGCUGGUGGGCUCAGCAGCUGGGAAGGGUUUCACCGACGGCACCUUCAAAGGCCAGAAGUUCUUCUCCUGCCGUGAGAACUGUGGGGUGUUUGUGCCUGUCAACCGGAUUGAGCCGGAUGACUUGGCAGAGGGCAGCCCACGGGGGCCUCCAAGAGGCAGCAUCCGGGAAUGCACCAGGAUCCAGCUAACAUCAGGAGAUCCCUUGUCGCCUCCGGAGCUGGAAAUCGGGGACCGUGUUUUCUUCAAGAUGGAUGACAGCACCCCUACUGGGACUGUGGUGUACUGCAACUACCUGCCCAAGAAACUGGAGACAGGGGUAUUUGUGGGGAUACUCCUGGAUAAACCGGUCGGCUCCUGGGAUGGCGUCUUCAGAGAUCGCAUCCUCUGCAAUAUCCCAUCUCCAGAGUAUGGGAUCCUCCUGCCAGUCUCUAAAGUGCACAAAGAACAACCUGAUAGAAGCCCCGAGGCCUUGACUGCAAACUGCUCUCUGCCCACCUCUGACGAAUUUGAAGAUGGCCUGUCUCCUUCCUCCAUCAAAUACCCCCCCAUAAUGGAGGAGUGUUCACUGAAGGAGCCCCCAAUCUUGGUCCCUUCCGUAGAUUUGGGAGACCACAAGAAGAAAGAUGCACGAGUUUUGGAGAGGAUGAAAAACGAGGAAGGGGAAGAAGAAGAGGAAAAGGAAGAAGACAGACAGGAUACCCACUUUCUCUUAGAAAUCAAUUCCAUGGUAGAGGUUAACAAGCCACCCAUCUACGGGGUGAUCCGAUGGAUUGGGAAGCUUCCUGACGAUGACGAAACAAUUGCUGGGCUGGAGCUGGAGGAGCCACUGCCUUCAGGCUGCACUGACGGCCAGUACCGAGGGACCCACUACUUUCACUGCCAGCCGAACAAAGCACUGUUUGUCAGAUUGCGCCGCUGUCGUCCUGACUCCCGAUUUGACUCUCUGCAGAACCUGGAGAAUCCUGUUUUGCGCUGCAACUCCCUGGACUUCCGUAGGUACGCCAGCACCAGAGUGGAAGAAGACACACCACCACCACCGUUGGGUGAACAGGGCAUGGAGCAUCUCUCCGGAUGGAAGAAGGGGAUCCAGGGUCACUGCAACUCCUGCUACCUGGAUGCCACUCUUUUCUGCAUGUUCACUUUUACCUCUGUGCUGGAUUCGAUGCUGCUACGCCCGGCAGACAAGAAUGAUGGGGCAUCUUACACCGAGACGCGGGAUCUGCUGAGAACAGAGAUCGUCAACCCUUUGCGCAAGAAUGGCUAUGUCUGUGCCACCAAAAUUAUGGCCCUGCGGAAGGUUCUGGAAACGGCUGGACAGUCUUCGGGCUUCACCAAUGAAGAAAAAGACCCGGAGGAAUUCCUUACCCUGCUGUUCCGGGUGCUGAAAAUGGAGCCUCUCUUCCAGAUUCGGUCGGCCGGGCAGGACCCCCAGGGCUGCAUUUUCUACCAGAUAUUUCUUGAGGAUCACUUGACCCGGCCGGUGCCCACAGUUCAGGAGCUUCUGGAAGGGUCUCUGGGCACUGGGGACCUCAAGCUCACGGAGGCUCCCUCCUGCCUCAUCUUGCAGAUGCCCCGGAAUGGGAAGAAUUUCAAGGCCUUUCGCACCAUACAGCCCAGCUUGGAACUCGACCUUACUGACCUUCUGGAAGACACUCCUCGGGAGUGUUGCAUUUGCCAAGGGCUGGCUGUGACCGAGUGUCCUGAUUGCUACGGGGACCACAGCUUUGGCGCUCAUCAUAUCAAGCAGUUCUGCAAGAUUUGCAGUCAGCAGGUCCACAAACACCGGGCCCGGCGCUGCCACCAGCCCCGCCCAUUGCAUCUGCCUGAGGAGCUGUCCUGCUUGGGCUCCUUGCCUGAUGUCAUCCCCCGCCAGACCAUGCAGCUCUUUGGCGUCCUCUGCAUUGAGACCAGCCACUAUGUAGCAUUUACCCGCCAUGGCCCAGAUGUCCACCAGUGGCUCUUCUUCGACAGCAUGGCUGACCGUGAGGGUGGGCUGAAUGGCUUUAAUAUCCCCCGUGUCACUCCCUGCUCAGAGGUGGCAGACUACUUGGAAAUGCCCUCUGAGGCCCUCCAGGGCCUGGAUCCCAAAUCCUUGCCCCCGUAUGCCCGCCGCCUGCUCUGUGACGCCUACAUGUGCUUCUACCACAGCCCUGCCCUUGGCCUUUAUAAAUAAGUUCCUGGCUGAGGAAAGUGGAGGUACCUGGGAGAAGAAAGGCAAAACUAAGGGGCCCUAGGCCUGGACAGAUUACAUUAUAGAUAUGAGUGGGGCCCUGGGUCUUGGACCAGAUCAGUCUGGAUACGUGACGGUGGCCCAAGAACAACCCGGAAACAUUGACUAUAGCUAUGCAGAGCCCACUUCCUGCUUUAUGAACACCAUCAGUCCUGAUUGGUUUGCAGUAAUCCAAGCCUGGAUUGGAUGCAUGCUGCUUAGUAGGGCCUGGCCUAGACAAAGCGCUUAAUUUAGGUCAGGGGUAGAGAAUCUUCUCUUUUUUUAACUUAAGGGCCACAUUUCUUCAUGGACAACUUUCUAGGGGCCGCAUGUGCCUGGUAGACGGGCCAGACGCAAAAAGUGAGUGGGUGUGACUCUCCUCUUGUUCAAUAGACUAUAUUUCAGCUAUGCAAAAGUCGAACAUUUCUAUACAGAGACACCUCUCCAUCCAGGCAGAUGAGAGAUGUUACCAAAGUUCAGGAAUGGAUUCUAGCGUGGAAAAUAAAUUUUGAUGGUGUUAAGGCAGGCCAGUGAGUGGUGUAGCCUAGGAAGGUGACAAGGCCUGUGGAGCCUCUCAAAGGCCAUAUAAUAAGGGCCUCAUUCAGCUUCCGGGCCAGAGUUUCCCUCCUCUGAUUUAAACCAAGGCAUUAUGGGAGUCAUUCCAAACAUCUCCAUUCCAUUCCAGUUUUUGUGCGUUGGUUGGCAGCUACUUCUCAUUAACAGAAGAGCACUUGCCUGUUUCAUCUCUUUAGAAGACCAGGAAUGGGGGAACUGGUGGUCUAUCCAGAUGCUGUUGAACUUGAACUGCCAUCAUCCCCACCCAUGGGCCAGGUUCUCUGAGGUUGAUGGGAGUUAGAGUACAGCAACAUCUAGAAGGCCACAAGUUCCCCAUUGAUGAUACAGGGAUCCUUUGUAUAUCAGUAAGUUCUGUUUUAGUUACCUGUGACCGCAUGGCUCUUCCACAUGGCUUGUCUCCUCUCUGCCUAUUCUGAAUAGUAUAUAUUCAUCCAGAAAUAGCAUAUCAUGGAGGAACCACCAUCUACUACACAAGGCUGCCUGAUCCUUGCCAGUCCUGUUUGGAAGGCCUUCUCCAGGUUGCCCAACCAUGUAAAGUCUAGGCAGCUGCUGAGUGGAGAGAGGGCCUGUUUUGGUAGUGGCACCUCAUACUUUGAAUCCCAUCUCUAAAGAAGCUCAUGUGGUGACACCUUUGUCCUUUCAGCACCAGGAGAAGACAGAAUUGCACAGACAUUUCAGCUUAUUGGUAGCUUGGGCUUUAAUUGUGUGUUUGAUGGUUUCUGUCCUUUUUAAAAAAUAUAUUAUUGGGUAAAGAUUACUACUACUGCAAUUUUUGUAUUGAUUUUUGAAUUUUAUAUGUGAAUUUUACUAUAUUUUGUUUUUAUUGCUUUUGCUGAGAGGGUGGUUUAUAAACUUUAAAAUAAAUAUAUAGCCUGCCCUGUUUUCUGAA
This is a messenger RNA of Rhineura floridana, 4241 nucleotides long. RefSeq names its product ubiquitin carboxyl-terminal hydrolase CYLD-like. Gene Ontology annotation, molecular function: K63-linked deubiquitinase activity; cysteine-type deubiquitinase activity. NCBI's taxonomy places the organism in Eukaryota, Metazoa, Chordata, Lepidosauria, Squamata, Rhineuridae. Gene Ontology annotation, cellular component: cytosol. Gene Ontology annotation, biological process: regulation of mitotic cell cycle; regulation of intrinsic apoptotic signaling pathway; protein K63-linked deubiquitination. The transcript is spliced from 15 exons. The record is from RefSeq and is a predicted model, not a curated record. The coding region runs from base 146 to 2740 and encodes 864 amino acids.